Messenger RNA from Toxoplasma gondii ME49, 2659 nucleotides. RefSeq names its product mitotic checkpoint protein, BUB3 family protein. The coding region runs from base 1157 to 2155 and encodes 332 amino acids. NCBI's taxonomy places the organism in Eukaryota, Apicomplexa, Conoidasida, Eucoccidiorida, Sarcocystidae. The record is from RefSeq and is a predicted model, not a curated record. The transcript is spliced from 9 exons. Gene Ontology annotation, cellular component: kinetochore; bub1-bub3 complex; mitotic checkpoint complex. Gene Ontology annotation, molecular function: ubiquitin binding. Gene Ontology annotation, biological process: mitotic spindle assembly checkpoint signaling.
ACGGAGCGCUAGAGGCUGGAAUUGCUAAGAAACCCAAAUCGGACGGGCAGCGCGCGCGAAAAGGGUUCAGAAACCGAAAUGCGAUGCGGAACCCGGGCGCGACGGAUGUGUGUUUGUGUGCGAGGGUUUGGGGGCACAUCGUUGAUUCUUGUUAUACUUCCGCGUCUGUAGCUUCCGAUUCUCGAAACAGGUCUGGCUGCUAUCGCCUCGAGGUGAGAAUGCCCUCUCCAAAGGAACGCCGCGAAAAGACGCUGAUUGCAUGUCUGCACUUGGGUGCUGUUCGUGCACAUGCAUGGACUCCGCUUCUAAAACACAAGGAACCAGCUUGCACUCGGUACCACACUUGGCUUUCUACGAAUUUGCACUCUGCCGUCUUCGCGGAUCGUUUGGCUCCAAACCUCCGGCUUUGCGGAACCGAUCGCUAACGCAGCAGCAAAAAGAAUGGAAGCAGGUGCUCUCUCUGCUCCAGAGAAAAGUGGCUGUUCCACCAUCUGCCUUGCCAGCCUUCGCUGCCCUGCCUCUCCUGAGCGGCUCCUCAUUUCCGCCCACUGAAACGGCCAUAUUGUCGCUUGCGAGUCCGUCAUUGCUCAGUCUCUGUCGUAGUAUUGUCUUGCCGUCGUUUUGCCCUCUUGCACUUCAGCCUCAUCGCCUCCUUUCUACUCCAUGUUUCUCCUGUAUUGCUGCUCCCGUCUCUUUCUCUGCAACCGCCUCUGACGAACUUCCUGCCCGACGUUUCCUUACUCGACCUCUUGUUUCUCGCCGUAUCGUCUCCACGUUUGUCUCAGUUUUCACAGCGUAAGUCUCCACAGACGCUGUCGUCUUUUUCCUGCUUCUGCAACUGGUAACGGUUCUCCUCUUGCCUUGCGUCCGUGCCUUUUGGUCCUCACAAGCCGGGUGUACGUACACUUCGUUUCGAGUUCCGUGUCAUCCAGGAUUGUCCAAGCGGUGAACGAAAAGCAAGUCCUGCGUUUCGGUGCAGUCACGCCGCUGCAAAGUCCAGACUGUUCGUCGAACUCCUGCGCGUGUGUCUCUCGACUGGAUUUCCUGUCUUCUGAAAGUUUCUCCUGACGCGAGUGCGCUGACACCGGCCUCCAUCGACACGAGCCGUGGCACUCUGUAUUCUUCGUGAGUUCAUUUUCCUCCAUUUAUCUCCAAGAUGUCUAUCGAUCUGCGGCACGAGCCGCGAGACAGCAUCUCAUCUCUCUGCUACGCUCCCAGCCACGGGAAGAGCAUCCUGGCCGCCACAUCGUGGGACAAGACUCUGAGGAUAUACGAUGUGGACGCGAACGAGCAGCUGCAUAAGUUCGAGUUCGACAUGCCUCUUUUGGAUGCGUGCUUUUUGGGGGAUUCUGCGAAGGUCGUCAUCGGCGGCCUGGACAAACAAGUUUCGCUGUGCGACCUGCAGACGGAAAAGGUUGUCUCUCUCGGGUCCCACACCGGCGCAGUCAAACACUGCAGAUAUCACGUGCCGACAAAUCUCGUCUACACCGCCGGCUGGGACGGCAUCGUGAAAGCGUGGGAUCCGCGCAUGCCCCAGAGCGCGCCGAUUUGCCAGGCUCAGCUGCACGGCAAGGCGUUUGCAAUGGACAACAGCGACACGUACUUGACCGUCGCGGACUCGAAGAAGCGCACCUACGUGUACGACCUGCGUCAAGGCCCUCAAGGUCUGGCCUCUCCCGACUUCCGCGACCAAAUUCUGAAAUAUCAAAUUCGAUGCCUUCGGUGCUUCCCGAAUGGAACGGGGUUUGCUGCGGCUUCCAUCGAAGGCCGCGUGGCGUGGGAAUAUUUCGAUAUGAACCCCGAGGUCCAGUCCAAGAAAUAUGCGUUCAAGUGCCACCGUCUGAAAGAGGGAACGGGCGAAGUCGCUUGUCCCGUCAACGCCCUGUCCUUCCAUCCACAGUAUGGAACUUUCGCGACAGGAGGGUCAGAUGGAGGUGUCUCCGUGUGGGACGGCCAAAGCAAGAAGCGGCUGUGGCGUCUCCCUGCCUUCCCCACAAGUGUGGCGGCUUUGGCUUUCAAUCCGAGCGGCAACCAACUCGCGAUCGGCGUGUCAUACCUCUACGAGAAGGGCCCAAUUCCCACAGCGCCUGCGCCUCAGAUUGUUGUUCGCCUAGUCAAAGAUGAAGACGUGAGGCCCAAGGCAUUGCAGGCAUGAAUGUAACUGCUUCUCUCCGUCAGGUUUGUCAGAGUUUCCAGAUAGAAAAUUGCAAUUUCAUCUCUUCGUCAUAAGGUACAAAAAAACUGAUCAGCAACUCAAGUUCAGGCAGAUGUGAGGAGCACGGGAAUGAGUCAGAAGGUGAAGGGGAUUUCCGUGUGGCACAGAUACUGCGAAAAGGGACCGCUGUGCGUUUCUGGGGCAUUCCGAAAGAAAGAAGUGAAUCACAUUCGUGGAGAAUACAUGUUCGGAGCGUGGACAGAGGCCCUUUCUCGCAUUCGACUGAUGACUUCUGUCUCUUUUUCGCCAAUUCUGCUUGUUUAUGCAUACAUUGAGAGCAUUUUGCAUGUGUGCUUUUAAAUUCUCUAAUAUUUUAGACAAGUCUCAAGGUCUUGACUAAACAAGCGAUUUUGGGGUUCGGCUUUGCCACAUCGGAAGCGACAUACCAGUGUGCGUUUUCUGAAGCAAAGGGCUACGCCCCCAAUCUCUAAAAUGCGAUCUACA